Messenger RNA from Felis catus (domestic cat), 1321 nucleotides. RefSeq names its product N-acetylneuraminic acid phosphatase (gene NANP). The transcript is spliced from 2 exons. Gene Ontology annotation, molecular function: hydrolase activity. The record is from RefSeq and is a predicted model, not a curated record. Lineage: Eukaryota; Metazoa; Chordata; Mammalia; Carnivora; Felidae. The coding region runs from base 38 to 841 and encodes 267 amino acids.
CGCCCACGUCUUCCGUGCCCGCAGUCCCUCUUCACGCAUGCGCGGGUGGCGGUGGCAGAGGCGGAGUUGGAACGGUACGCGCGCGGGUGGCGGAAUGGUCUUGAACCAGGUACGGGCCGUUUUCUUUGAUCUGGACAACACGCUCAUCGACACGGCCGGGGCGAGUAGAAAAGGCAUGUUGGAGGUGAUAAAGCUCUUACAAUCAAAAUACCAUUACAAAGAAGAAGCUAAAACCAUCUGUGACAAAGUGCAAGUUAAACUCAGCAAGGAAUGUUUUCAUCCUUCCAGUACUUGCAUUACUGAUCUCAGGACUUUACAUUGGGAAGAAGCAAUCCAGGAAACGAAGGGUGGUGCAGCCAAUAGGAUAUUGGCUGAAGAAUGUUAUUUCCUGUGGAAAUCUACACGUUUACAGCAUAUGAUACUAGCAGAAGAUGUCAAAGCCAUGCUCACUGAACUUCGAAAGGAGGUCCGCCUACUUUUACUGACAAAUGGAGACUGCCAGACCCAAAGGGAGAAGAUCGAGGCUUGUGCCUGCCAGUCCUAUUUUGAUGCUAUUGUUGUAGGUGGAGAGCAGAAAGAAGAGAAACCAUCACCUUCCAUAUUUUAUUACUGCUGUAGUCUCCUUGGAGUACAGCCUGGGGACUGUGUGAUGGUUGGUGACACACUAGAAACUGAUAUACAAGGAGGUCUUAAUGCAGGGCUAAAAGCAACAGUCUGGAUAAAUAAAAAUGGAAUAAUGCCACUGAAGUCAUCCCCCAUGCCACAUUAUAUAAUUUCUUCUGUGCUAGAGUUACCUGCUGUCUUACAAAGUAUAGACUGCACAGUCAGUAUGUCAGCUUAAAGCACAUAAAAGGACAUGAUUAUGUAUUUUAGGGUAAAAUUACAGGGUUUGAACUAAGAAAAGUUAAGGCAUUCCAUAUAUUAUGACCCAGUUCUAAGAAUAAUUUUACUUAUGAUUCAGUGGCCAGCCAACCAUUGACUGGUAUUUAUAUCUGGAAAUCCAGAGUACAUUAAUUAAUACAAGUUAUUUUUAGUAGGAUAAUCCAGAAAACUUGAGGAAAUAUAUUAUUUGUUAAAUCUGUAACUUGAGGUUUUUAAAGAAUUAUUUUAUUAAUCUUUUAAUAUCUUGGAUCCAUGAAGAUACCAGGCAAGAUAGCUUAUACUGGAUUCACAAAUACAGGUUUUAUGUUCUGUCUUAAAAAUAGAUAUAUUUUAGGGGCGCCUGGAUGGCUCAGUCGGUUAAGUGUCUGAUUUUGGCCCAGGUCAUGAUCUCAUGGUUUGUGGGUGCAAGCCCCACGUUGGGUUCUUAGCUGACAGCUCA